Gamsiella multidivaricata is the source of this 2959-nucleotide messenger RNA. RefSeq lists its product as uncharacterized. Lineage: Eukaryota; Fungi; Mortierellomycota; Mortierellomycetes; Mortierellales; Mortierellaceae. The coding region runs from base 7 to 2919 and encodes 970 amino acids. The transcript is spliced from 2 exons. The record is from RefSeq and is a predicted model, not a curated record.
GCUUCAAUGAUUGAGAAGUACGGCGAGCUUUUCACCAAGAUUUGUCCUCCCGGCCGUCCUCUGUGCGAAGCCGAUACUGUUUCUGCGCCAGGAGAACCAGCUACGGUAUCUGAAGAUAUGAAUGAUGCUCCAGAGCCGCCACCUCGAGAGAAUCGAGCGAACCAUGUCACAUCUGCCCAGGCCACCGCCACUUGUACCCCAAACGGAGCAUCACCUUCAAGUCCCGCUGAAUCCUCCCCCAUCUCUCCAUUCGGAUACCAUCCUCAGGCUCCUGGUGACGCGUCCGAGACUACUACAUCUGGUCCGACCACUCCAACGAGAAGCAGGGGGGUUACAACAGCCUCAGUCCCAAGUGUGUCCCAAGAACUUGAGGUGAUGAACAGAAAUCUAUCACAGCUCCUACGGAUCGUCAAUGAGAGCACGAGCAGUAUAUCCCGAGAUCAGACUACUGUCAGGGAUGAACUUCAUACCGAGUUCCAGAGGCUUCUCGAUGCGCUCCCACCAAGAGAUACUGUGAGGGAUUGGAGUAAUGGGGUUGCUGGAGAGGGGCAGACCGUUGAAAAUGAGAUGGCCAAGCAAGCAGCAGUCGAAGCUACUGCAAGAGCUGCAGAGGAACGACAAACUGCCCUAGACCGGAUCGGCAUGAUCCCUAACCUAAUGCAGUCACUUGAGAACGUGAACUACCAUCAGUCGAACAGGGUCAAUGAGGUCUUGGAAAGCAUCCAAGAUAUCAGGAACGCAGCCAUCGGAAUGGACAGACGGGUUGCGGAUUGUCAAAUUGAUGUGAAGAAUCUCCUUGAGGGAUCGAUGCAGGAUAGCCGGCUUCUCUGUGCGCUUAAGGAUACGCUUACUGGGCUUGGCGAAGGUGACCAGUUUCUGAAGGCCCAGGUUGCGGAGGCUAUCAAAACUUUGAAUUGUGUCCUAGGAGCGGUCGAGGGCGUUAAGGAUAUCAGCGAGAGAACGUUCACGCAUCAAAUGGCCCUAGAAACCAAAUUGGAGGAACUACACAAGAAGCACGACGAUGGCUGGCAGGCAUGGGAUGAGAAGCAUAUAACGGAAAUAGCCAAAAUCGAUACUUGGCACGACAAGCACGACCAGGACAUGCGGGACCUUGACGAGUGGCGACAUAAGCAUCGUGAGGAACUCCUGGAGUGGCACGAAAAACAUCACAGACAGCUUUCAGUGCAUGAUGAACGACACUGCAGCCGCUGUUUCCCUGGACCUACGACAGAGGAAAUCUCGGAAACGACAGCGGACGAUUCGACAAGUGACAAUGUUUCUUCGGUCAAGAGUUCUUCGCACAAAAGAAAUCUGGGUGACAGUGCUCCAGCCGGAGCAUCGCGGGCUACAAGCGUUUUCAGUAAUCCCAACUGCUGUGGUAGCAGUAGCCAAUCCUCCACUGCCAUGGAUGUUGGCCCCGCUAGACAACGUGCCCGAGAGCUGUUUGAGGAAUUUUUGCGCGACGCAAUCUUUGGUUACGACGGGUGUUGUCUCGCUUGUGGACGCUUAUCCCUCGCCGACGGCAGCGCAACAGGAUCAAUUUCGGACGUCAAUGCUUCAGGACUAUCUGCCGGCACUGAGUCCUCAUCAGCAAUUGCUGAAGUUCUUACUCCGGGCCACGCCACGAUUGAUGCUGCUUCAACCCGCACAGCUUCACGCGCAGGUUCAGUCAUUAGUGACCAGGCCUCUUCAGUUGAGACUGACUCUAUUUCACAUACACCCUCGAGCAAUGAUCCAGCCUCGGGCACAAAUGUGGGCGAGAGUGCAAGCUAUCACGGCGCUGUCGAAGAGAGUGCGACCAAUCGUAGUGCUAUUAGCGAAACUCCUGCAAAACGAGGCACGCUCCCUCAGGACCUCCACGAUCUCUUGAGGCCUUACUUUGUCGCUGAGCCCGCCAAUGCCGCCGAGCCAGAAGAUGUUGCAGCGCUCCGGAAAGAAUUGUCGGAGCUUCAGGAACAGCACAUGGCGCUAGCGACCUCAUCCAAGGAGACGGAGGAAUCUUCUGCCAAACUUUUGGACGAUUUCAUGGAGAAGAAUAAGGAGAUUGACGCCCUAAAGGCCGACGCGGCCAAAAAGGAAGAAGGACACGCUGAGCAGAUACACGCUCUCGAGCAAGAGAGAGAUAAGAUUCGGGAUAAACUGGCAGUCAAGAAGCGUAAGCUGAAAGAAGCCAAAACAACCAUCGAGACACUGUAUCGAGAGGGUCUCGGUUUGGGCACAGCGAAGGACCCUGCAAGCGACAUGCCGUCCAAGACUAACGGUGAUGGUGGUGAUUCUGACUCCACUGAGGUUGUGACUCCUCCACGAUAUCGUCAAUGCGUCGAGGCUUCUGAGCAAUUGAGUCAAGUUCUGGAAGAGUUCAAGGUCCACAAACCAGUCUUACAUAUUGAGAUUCGCGAGCUUGACGAAAAAAAAUCGCACUUGAUCGAAGAGACCGCCAGGUUGGAGAUACGGAAGGCGUACCUGGAUGAAGAGAACGCGAGACUAGAGAAGCAAUACCGACUCAACCUCACCAGAAACGCAGAGUUGGAUGCGACUUAUGCCUCUACUGAGGAUAGUGAUGCAGAGGCCUCAUGCUCCCGUCGGGCUACAAAGGAUUCAAAGGAGAGGAUUCGUGCCCGAUCGGCGUACCGUCCACAAAAACGCCAGCCGCAGCAGGCACGUGCGGCUUCGAAGGGACCUUCAGUCGCCAACAAGUCCAAGCGAAUCAUCCCUGUGGUAGGUAAAAUCCCUCAGUUGGAAGCGGAUAUCAAGAUCUCAAAGGACGGAAUCAUUGCAGAGACGCUACUGUGCGACAAGACACUGCUGUCCGAGGACCAGUUCGAGAGGAUACGGUCGAAGCAGACCACACAGGACGACGAUCCAGAGAUGUGGUCUUUGUUCUGUGACUUCAAGGUCCGGAUGGUAAACAUUCCUUAAGCCGGAGUAUACAUAGGUGCAAAAAGAUAAAUAAAACCGG